Molecule: messenger RNA, 678 nt
Organism: Dissoconium aciculare CBS 342.82
Lineage: Eukaryota; Fungi; Ascomycota; Dothideomycetes; Mycosphaerellales; Dissoconiaceae
Exons: 3
Coding region: 1-678 (225 amino acids)
Source: RefSeq, a predicted model, not a curated record
AUGGCGCCUCUGCGCAAGCCACGCGACGUCCACACGAUCUCCCCAAGGAUCGUUGGGCGCAAGCCUCGCGCCAGGCGACAUGGCGUUCUCGUGGAGCUCUCGUGGCAGAAACGGCGCGUGUUGGUCGCUGCCGGGUCGGUGCGCAACACGCCUGACGACGGCGAGGGCGACGACGACGAUAAGGAGAUGAUGAUGCAGCUGGUGAGUGAUGAGGUGAUGCCCAGAGACAGAACACGGACGCGCCCGAACACACCCGCACCGCGCUAUGCUCUCUCGGGCGAGGGUGUCAGUCACGCCAGUGGAGGUAUGUGCUGUGCCGUCUGUGCCUGCGGUGUGCUGGAGCGGUGCAUUACUGCUCCUCUCACUGACCAGGGCCCAUUUCUAUUGAAUUCUUACAGUGAUUUGAUGGGUGGUGCUCAGGUCCCGCCCGCCGCCUCCUUCCCGCCCGAGAGGUCCCUCGACAUUCCUAGUGGUUCGGGGCGCGAGACAAAGACCAGACCAGGGCGACACGAUCUCUUCGACGACGACGACGACUACCGCAUCGGGAGAAAAGCCACAUUCUUGUCUCCCGUAUUCGGUGCAUCUCGGCGCAUUCGACGAGAUUGGCAACAGCAGCAGCAGCGGCAGCAGCGGUGGCGCCUCUAUUUUUUUUUAAUUUUGGCUUUUCGCCUCGCAUGA